This is a messenger RNA of Amphibalanus amphitrite, 1634 nucleotides long. Its product is annotated as isatin hydrolase-like. The record is from RefSeq and is a predicted model, not a curated record. Gene Ontology annotation, molecular function: arylformamidase activity. Lineage: Eukaryota; Metazoa; Arthropoda; Thecostraca; Balanomorpha; Balanidae. The transcript is spliced from 6 exons. The coding region runs from base 134 to 1150 and encodes 338 amino acids.
CGACGAAACUCGUGACUCGUCGAAUCUGCUGAACACCUGGCUAGUGGCUGGAGACGGAGCCACGCCCGGUUCAUCGCUGCCGGCAACCGGAGAGACCGAACAGCAGGGUUCAACGGCUUACCAAAAUCAUAAGAUGGCGCCCCGGAUGCCCGGCGUGGCGCGCUGGGCGCUGGCGCUGGCGCUGCUGGUCUACUGCUCGCCAGCGGUGGCCGGGGAGCUGCUCGACCUCACCCACACGCUCGACAACACGACACUCUACUGGAACGAGAAGGACUCCUUCACGCUGACCAGAGUGGAGCAGCCCGCUAAUCGUCCUUUCUGGAGCCAGAAGUUCAAGAUUGAGACCGUGGAGCACGCCGGUACUCAUAUGGACGCUCCGUCUCACUUCUAUGAGCAGGGAUGGACGAUAGCAGACAUCCCGGUGGAGCGCCUAAUCGCCAACGCGGCUGUGAUCGACAUCAGCGAGAGGAGCGCCGCCAACCCGGACGCCAUGGUCACCCCUGAGGACCUGGACGCCUGGAGGGACGCCCACGGCCAGUUCAAGUACCCCACCAUCGUGCUAAUUAGGACGGGCUACGCGGCCUACUGGCCCGACCGCAACCGCUACUUCGGCCUGAGCGACGCCGAGCCCGGCGUCUACCACUUCCCCGGUUUUGGCGAGGCGGCGGGUCAGGACCUGGCCGAGGACCCGGCCGUGGUCGGAGUUGGUAUCGACACCGCCUCGCUGGACCAGGGCGUCAGCCGCACGCUGCCCGUGCACGCGGUGCUCUCCAGAGCGAACCGGUUCGGUAUGGAGAACGUCGGCGACUUGAGCCGAGUGCCGGCCUCCGGAGCCAGAAUCUACGCUCUGCCGAUGAAGACCGGAGGCGGCAGUGGCGGCCCGUGUCGAGUGGUGAUCGAGCUCGAGCCGUCCACCUGUCGUGGCAAGGGGCGCGGUCAGAAGGGCAGGGGCCGCGGUCAGAAGGGUAGGGGCCGCGGUCAGGGGGGCCGCCGCGGUCAGGGUCGGGACCAGGGUCAGGAGGGUGGCCGCCGUCAGGGUCAGGAUCAGGGGCAGGAGGGUCGCCGGCAGAGACAGGGCCGUCGCCAGGGUCGGCGGCGGCAGCAGGAGCAGCACGCUCACGAGGAGCUCCCGGUGCCCGGCUUCGAGUAGGCCCUAUGAGGAGUUCUGCCCUAACGCGAAGCCUCGUCGUCCUCCCGAGCUGACUUUGCGACUGUUUGUAACGACUCAGAGACCUGUGGUGACGGCUUAGACAUCGGUGGUGACGGCUUAUACACCAGUGGUGACGGCUUAGAAAACGGUGGUGGCAGACGCUAUGCGGCCAGACAGUUUCAUCUAUCAGACAUAGUUGCGGUGACAAAUAUCAAUGGCGCCCAGGGAACUUGGCAAAUAAACUGGAUUUGAUUGCGGAUGCUGACAUCGAUACUUAUGUGUAGAUUACUUGACGCAUACGUGGUGAUUUGAAGCAUGUUCAUUAUUCACGGCUAUGGAGCUGGUGCAACGACUGUUUUCACAAUAUGAUUCGUUGAUUUACGCUACAAAAGUACAACAGAGGUCAUUCACCAUGUGUUGCAAUACCACCAUGAUGUGUGCCAAUAAAGUGUUAAAUAAACUGCGUCAAGCCAACGCGACGUCU